Molecule: messenger RNA, 1350 nt
Organism: Miscanthus lutarioriparius
Lineage: Eukaryota; Viridiplantae; Streptophyta; Magnoliopsida; Poales; Poaceae
Source: the annotation of a GenBank genome assembly
AUGGAACAUGCCUGCGUCUCCUCUCUGCGAGUGCUAUGGCUGAGCCUGCUGCCUCCGGUUUUGAUCUGCAUCCUCCUCCUGUCCUACCUGUGGACCUUCCAAUGGCUGAGACCGGAGAGGAUCAGGCAGAGGCUGAGGCGCCAGGGAGUGAAGGGCCCCAAGCCUUCUCUCCUCCUGCGGAACAUACCGGAGAUGAGGAGGAUUCAGAAGCAGCUGGCCGAAUCUGACCAAGAACAACAAGAAGCAGCAGCAGGGGGCAACCAUCGCUUCUCCUCCAAUUACAUGGCCGCUCUGUUCCCUUACUUCCACCACUGGAACAAGGUCUACGGUUCCAUCUACCUGUAUUCCACUGGAAGCAUCCAGUCUUUGUUUGUGACGGAUCCAGACAUGGUGAGGGAGCUGGCCAACUGCAAGUCUUUGGAUCUUGGAAAGCCUCGCUACUUGCAGAAGCAGCUUGGAGCGCUUCUUGGCACGGGAAUCUUGACGGCAAACGGUGACCUUUGGGCACAUCAACGGAAGGUGAUCGCGUCUCACUUCUUCAUGGACAAGGUUAAGGGAAUGGUGGAUUUGAUGGCGGAGUCUGCAAAUGAAAUGCUGGUUUCAUGGGAAGAUAUAGUUGACAGGGGAGGUGGCAGUGCAGAGGUGGUGGUUCAUGAGUUCUUGAGGAACUUCUCGGCUGAUGUCGUAUCAAGAGUUGCUUUCGGGAGCAGGUACUUACCAACAAAGCGCAACCGAGAGAUUCGGAGGCGCGGCGCGAGCAUCCGCGACCUCAUCUUGGACAUAGCGAGGAGGCACGAAGAAGAACACGACCCGCCGGCGACAUCAUCUGCGAGCAACAGCGACGGCUUCCUGCGUUCCAUCGUCGAGGGCGCCAAGGCCGCCGCCAGCGCUUUCAGUUCAUGCACGCCCGAGGACUUCAUCGUGGACAACUGCAAGAACAUCUACUUCGCGGGGCACGAGACGACGUCGACCACCGCCGCCUGGUGCCUGAUGCUCCUCGCCGCGCACCCAGAGUGGCAGUCCCGCGCGCGCGCCGAGGUCAUGGAGGUCGUUCGCCAUGGAAAGCCUCUAGACGCAGACACGAUCCGGAAGCUGAAGACGGUGCCGAUGGUGGUGCAGGAGACGCUGCGUCUGUACUGGUUCACAUGCACGAUGGAAACUUGGAAAGUAGCUAGCGGCUCGAAUAAAACAAGACUGCCAACGGUCACGGACUCACGGUCACGGUCGCCCCCACCGAGAGGGCCAUGGACACUCUUGCAUGGUGUUCCUAUAGACGAUGGUCUUGUUACAGAGGAUCUCAGACGUCAGCACCUUGAGGAGGACUUUGGAGGCCACAAACUAGAGCCUUGA